Sphaeroforma arctica JP610 is the source of this 282-nucleotide messenger RNA. RefSeq lists its product as hypothetical. Lineage: Eukaryota; Ichthyosporea; Ichthyophonida. The transcript has a single exon. The record is from RefSeq and is a predicted model, not a curated record. The annotation marks the transcript as partial.
CCUCAAAUCGGGACAAAGCCAGACAGGACAGCUUCAACCGUUACUUCGAGCCUACACCAACCCGGCUCUGUGCUAUGAUUUUAACGAAUACAUACAUGUUCACAUUCCUCGACUACCACACCGACGGCUCUCUCUGCCUUGUCUGCCCCGGUGGCCAUAAAUUUAUCACCAACCACUUUGCCUGUAUUCCGCAACUGAUCCGACGCAUCCUGGUAGGCCCGAAAAUGCCUCCCAUUGGCCCUGAUAUCCUUCAGAGAUUACAGGAGCGCCUCGACUUCCACG